Molecule: messenger RNA, 513 nt
Organism: Octopus sinensis (East Asian common octopus)
Lineage: Eukaryota; Metazoa; Mollusca; Cephalopoda; Octopoda; Octopodidae
Product: inosine triphosphate pyrophosphatase-like
Exons: 2
Coding region: 1-513 (170 amino acids)
Biological process (GO): nucleoside triphosphate catabolic process
Cellular component (GO): cytoplasm
Molecular function (GO): nucleoside triphosphate diphosphatase activity
Source: RefSeq, a predicted model, not a curated record
AUGCAGACCUACAUUGGUGAAAGCGAUUUACUUUCAAUGGUUAUAUCAGAAAAUAUUGAUCUCCCAGAAUACCAGGGGACUCCUGAAGAUAUCGCCACUUUGAAAAUCAAAAAAGCUUUCAAAAUCCUAAAGAGACCUGUCUUAUGUGAAGACACUAGUCUAGCAUUUCAUGCCUUGGGCGGGAUGCCGGGACCAUACGUUAAAUGGUUUUUGGAUAAAAUUGGCCCUGCUGGAUUAUUUAAACUUUUGGAAGGAUUCGAAUCUAAAAAAGCAACCGCUUCUACAAUAUUUGCAUUUUACGACGGGAACGAUAUCCGAUUAUUUAGAGGAGACGUUGAAGGAGAGAUAGUCCAACCGAGAGGAAGUAGUAGCUUUGGGUGGGAUCCAUGUUUCCGGCCAUUAUGUAGCGACAAAACAUAUGGAGAGAUGACUGUUUUAGAGAAACAGGCCGUUUCUCAUAGAUCUGCUGCCUUCAACAAAUUAAAGCCAUUUCUAAAUGACCUUCUGUUAUAA